Molecule: messenger RNA, 3546 nt
Organism: Mugil cephalus (flathead mullet)
Lineage: Eukaryota; Metazoa; Chordata; Actinopteri; Mugiliformes; Mugilidae
Product: soluble guanylate cyclase 88E-like
Exons: 18
Coding region: 176-2620 (814 amino acids)
Biological process (GO): response to oxygen levels; nitric oxide-cGMP-mediated signaling; cGMP biosynthetic process
Cellular component (GO): guanylate cyclase complex, soluble
Molecular function (GO): heme binding; guanylate cyclase activity; oxygen sensor activity
Source: RefSeq, a predicted model, not a curated record
GGCACCAAUGCUGUGGUGCUGGCUGGCACAGUCGCAGCCCAGGAUAACACAGCACUGAGCGACUGCAGAUGUAGCUUGGGUCUGAGGAGGUUACCUGAGGUUUCAUGAGGUUGUGUGUGACACAGUUAACCAGUUAACUUAGGCAGCACUCUGGAGGUUACCCAACCCUCUGAAGAUGUACGGCCUGUAUUUGGAAGCAGUGAAUGAUUACAUUAAUGAAUCCUAUGGAGAAGAUGUGUGGCGACUGAUAGAGAACCGAGCGGAGAUACCCCACCUCAAGUUUGUCAGACACCAGAUGUACAAUGACAACCUGAUCCUGCGGUUGGCAAAGGCAGCAGGCGAGGUUCUGGGAAAGACACAUGAUGAGCUCAUGUACGCCUUUGGGGUCUAUAUGGUCAAGAGGAUUGGGAACUAUGGAUACGAGCGCAUCUUGAAGGUCUUGGGCCGAAAUGUGCGUGACUUCAUCAAUGAGCUGGAUAACCUGCACGAGUACUUCCGCUUCUCUUUCCCCAAGGUGCAGCCGCCAAGUUUCUGUGUGGAGGAGGAGUGUGAGACGAGCCUCACGUUGCACUACCGCAGCACCCGCAAAGGCUUCACGCAGUUUGUCAAAGGGCAGCUUUCUCAAGUGGGGCGGCAAUUCUACAACACAGAUAUCGAAGUGGAGAUCCUGUCUAAGGAGGAAACUGAGAAAAUGACGUAUGUGGUUUACAAGAUGAACUUUGACAACGCUGCCUUCAAGCACCGCAUGCCCCAGCAGAAGACUGCGCCGAGCUACGAAAAGCUGCCCAUGAAGCGAGGUAUCUUCUUCGACAUGUUCCCUUUCAGUGUCAUCUUCCGCCGUGACAUGACCAUGUACCGCAUCGGCGACGGCCUCAAAGAGGUCUUCUCCGACCUUCAGGGCAAGAAGGUCAACGAAGAGUUCACUCUGGUCAGACCCAUGCUGGAAUUCAGUUGGGACAAUAUCUACACCCAUUUGAACAACGUGUUUGAGCUGUUGUCCAAGGCUGUGGUGGAGAGCAAGCAGAAGGUCAACAUCCCAAAACUGAGCAAGGAGGAGCCUGAGGAGAAGGAGGAGAACGAGAAGGCCAAAAGAGAAGAAGAAAGGGAGCCAAAGGCAGUGGAGGAGAUGAAGGGCACGGACCAGGAGUAUAGCAGCUCUCUCACCCAGUACAACAGCUCUGCCAACUCCGGAGGCGAGGACAUUGAGCUGCUGGCCUUCCAGACUGUAACUGGAAAAUGUAGUGAAACCAUUUUUGAGGACAUGCGGGAGCCUCCGAAGAAACCACUCCAUCUGAAGGGCCAGAUGAAGUAUGUCCCCCAGUGGGACUCCCUCAUCUUCCUGGGGACACCCAUUAUAGAGACUGUGGAGGACAUGAUAAAGAUGGGUGUGUACGUGAAUGAUCUGAACCUGCAUGACUCCAGCAGAGAGCUGAUCUUGGCCGGGACCCAGCAAUCAGCUGAGCUGCAGCUGGCUCUUGAUCAGGAGCAACAAAAAUACGCUCAGCUGCAGGAAAUUAUCAAGAAGCUGGAUGAAGAGAAAAAGAGAGGAGAUUCUUUGCUGUAUGCCAUGAUCCCUAAAGCUGUGGCCGACCGCCUCAGGAAGGGAAUCACUGCUCUGGAGACAUGCCAGGUCUUUCCAGAUGUCACCAUCCUGUUCAGCGACGUGGUCAAGUUCAACGAGAUCUGCAUCCACAUCACACCCAUGCAGGUGGUGGACAUGCUCAACGAGAUCUACAUCGUCUUCGACACGCUCAGCGAGAAGCACAACGUCUACAAAGUGGAGACGAUCCGUGAUGCCUACAUGGUGGUGGCGGGCGUGCCCAACAAGACCACCUUCCAUGCGCACCAUAUCUGUGACAUGGCCCUGGACAUGCUGAGCUCCAUCGACCACCUUAAAGACCCCUCUACCGGGGAUAACAUCCAGAUCAGAGUUGGUAUCCACUCAGGUAUGGUGGUGGCUGGUGUUGUUGGUCUGAAGAUGCCUCGCUACUGUUUGUUUGGCGACACUGUGAACACAGCCUCAAGAAUGGAGAGCAACGGAGUGGGCAUGCAGAUACACAUCAGUCAGACCACCAAAGACCACCUGGAGCAUGAGCCCUAUAUCAUUGAGGAGAGGGGCAAAAUCUUUGUAAAGGGAAAAGGCUACAUGAAGACCUACUGGCUGAAAGGAAAAAAAGAUCUGUCGUUCAAGACCCCAGCAGAGCUGCGUUACAGCAGUGAACAGAAGGACGAGGACAAGAGCUCUAAUGGUUCCACAAGCACCAACGCCAAACGCAUGGCUUCCAACCUCAACAUCACCGGCAGUGAGGAGCAAGCAGAAGGGAAACCGAGCCCCAGCGACCUCCCCUUGGACAACCUGCCCACGCCAGAGGCUGCUAACGAGCCCCCCAUCAUCUCAGCUGAGUCUCAGGAGAAAGAGAAAGCCAAAAAGACUAAGAACAACAAGGGGACCAAGUUGGAGGUGCCCCAGGGAAAUGAAAUGCCGGAGUCUUUGCUGCCCGCCGAUGGACAGGAGAACCCGGGUCCUUUAUUCAACAGCAAGCGAAACAGCUUCAGGCAGCAGUACGCCAAACUGCCCGCCAACCUGCCCAUGCGCAGUGCUUCCUGCUCCAUUCUGUGAGCAGAUUAUUGUAGGGCAAGAUUACAUGACAAGCCCAAAAUGUGAAGAGAGCUGAAAAUAUGAAGUUUAAUCAGGGGCAAGACAAAGCAGACAUAUCAUAGUUACUGAUGAUUUACAGAUGUGAGAGGUACUGUAUAGGCCUGUGUGACAUUGUGAGUAAUAAAAACUGAAAACCAAAAACUACCUUUAAACAUUUCCUGCUACGUAGAGCCUUUAUGGCUCUACAUGAAUGGGCAAUUGGGCACUGUUAUCUAUAUGGACAUGUAUUUUUUUUAUUUCAAAAAUAUCAUCUGGAGAAAAGCAUGUUGUUCCUUUGGUUCCACAAGAUUGUGAUUGGUAUAGAAAUUAGAAAGUUUAUUUUUAAGUUAUCUUUCCACCAUGAAAACUGAGAAUUCACAGAUUUCACAAUACAGCUUCCUUAUAACUGUUUUUUUUUUUUUUUUUGUUAUUGAAAAAAAGGAAGUAUAAUAUCCUCUACAUACAAACAGCACAUUUGCAGAGGAACUGAGAGCUUCAAAAUUCUACUACAGUCAGUAACAAGAAUGAGUUUCUAUCUUACGUAUGCCUGGCUGUGUUACUUUAUAGCUCUGAUUCAUUUAUAAAGUCACUGUGACAGGAAUUGUGUCACAAUGCACAGUGACAACAUGCUUGGAUGUUUUGGAAAGGGGUUUCACAUGGUUUUCAUCUGAGCCAUAUACAGAAAAACUAAGUCUACUAAUGCUUCACUGAAUUCACUGAGAGCAGAUAUCAUCACAGGUUGUAUUUUAUGUUAUUUAAAGUAGGUGUAUGGUACGGCAGUAGGCAUUUGGCUAGACCUUCACAGCAUCCUCUUAACUAGUUUUGGUUAUAUUUUCUGUAUGUAACGGCAUUUGUUUCACUUUAUGAUAGUGUUUAUUUACAUUAAACUGUAUGUACAGCCACUAAAA